Molecule: messenger RNA, 2398 nt
Organism: Rhinopithecus roxellana (golden snub-nosed monkey)
Lineage: Eukaryota; Metazoa; Chordata; Mammalia; Primates; Cercopithecidae
Gene: ZNF565
Product: zinc finger protein 565
Exons: 5
Coding region: 720-2213 (497 amino acids)
Biological process (GO): regulation of immune system process; negative regulation of transcription by RNA polymerase II; regulation of cytokine production
Molecular function (GO): DNA-binding transcription factor activity; RNA polymerase II cis-regulatory region sequence-specific DNA binding
Source: RefSeq, a predicted model, not a curated record
UGGCCGGGUGUGGGUGUCUGCAACUGUGCAGGUGUAACCGCCUGUCUCCAGGGUGUCUGUCUGGUGGUUUUUUGGUAACCAUGUGUGAUAGUGAGUAGCGGGAUGCAGGGUCCUUGUGACCGGGGGUGAUAAUGCGUGUGUCCCCGUUGUAUAUGUGGUCUGUUCGCCCUGUUCCUGGGGUGUGAUUACAGUUGUGACUGUGUGACCACUGCGGGUGUGCGGUUGUGAUUCAUGUCUCCAAGGUUUGUGCGUGGUUUUGGUUGUCUGUGCCUGUGACUAUGCGGUGACGCCGCUUGUGUGUUCCUGUGUCCCUUGGUGUGUGUGUGGCAGGGGGGUGAGUGGUGCUGUGUAUGAAGGAGUGGGGUGCCACUGCUUGUGUGAGUGUGACUGUGUGUAUGUCCACAGUGAAAGUUCAGUUGUGACUGGGUGCUGUAAAGUGCUACACUUUACAUCACUGUGAAGUGAUGGCGUGUGUCCCCUGAGUGGGUGUGUGAUUGUGACUACAUGAGGCAUUUGUGGGUGUUGGUAUGUGGGACUUGCGACUAUAUGGGAGUGACUGUGUAUCACAGUGGAGAGUAGAUUGACUAGGUGUGCUUAGCGGGUAUGUGAUUGUGACUGGAAAGGUAUUGUGACUGGAAAGGUAUGGAGGUGAAGGACUCUGCACUUGUCCAAGAGAAGAAUCCAGAGAAAUCAGAGCAGGUCAAAUAGUUCUAAAAGCCAUGGCCCAGGGACUGGUGACAUUCAGGGACGUGGCCAUAGAGUUCUCUCUGGAAGAAUGGAAGUGCCUGGAACCUGCUCAGAGGGACUUGUACAGGGAGGUGACUCUGGAGAACUUUGGUCACUUGGCCUCACUAGGACUCUCCAUUUCUAAGCCUGAUGUCGUCUCCUUAUUGGAGCAAGGGAAAGAGCCCUGGAUGAUUGCAAAUGAUGUGACAGGACCAUGGUGCCCAGACUUGGAGUCCAGGUGUGAGAAAUUUCUACAAAAAGAUAUUUUUGAAAUCGGGGCAUUCAACUGGGAGAUAAUGGAAAGCCUUACAUGCUGUGACCUGGAGGGCUCCGAUUUUAGAGCUGACUGGGAAUGCGAAGGCCAGUUUGAGACACAAGUAAAUGAAGAGUGCUAUUUUAAGCAAGUGAACGUCGCCUAUGGACAUAUGCCCACGUUCCAGCAUCACAGGUCUCACACUGGGAGCAGGGAGACUGGUGAGAAACUGAUGGAAUGUCGGGAAUGUGGGAAAGCAUUUAGCCGCGGCUCACACCUUAUUCAACAUCAGAAAACUCACACUGGUGAAAAACCCUUCGGGUGUAAGGAAUGUGGGAAGGCCUUCAGCCGUGCCUCACACCUGGUUCAGCAUCAGAGAAUUCACACAGGUGAGAAGCCUUAUGACUGUAAGGACUGUGGGAAGGCCUUCGGUCGCACGUCAGAACUUAUUCUGCAUCAGAGACUUCAUACUGGUGUCAAACCUUAUGAAUGUAAAGAGUGUGGGAAGAGCUUUAGGCAGCAUUCCCAGCUGGUUCUGCAUCAAAGGACUCACACAGGCGAGAAACCCUACGUAUGUAAGGACUGCGGCAAGGCUUUCAUUCGUGGCUCCCAACUCACUGUGCAUCGGAGAAUCCACACGGGCGCCAGACCCUAUGAGUGUAAAGAAUGCGGGAAGGCCUUUAGACAGCAUUCCCAGCUGACCGUACACCAGCGCAUCCACACUGGGGAGAAACCCUACGAGUGUAAGGAAUGCGGAAAGGGCUUUAUUCACAGCUCAGAAGUUACUCGACAUCAAAGAAUUCAUUCUGGGGAGAAACCCUAUGAGUGUAAGGAAUGUGGGAAGGCCUUUAGACAGCACGCACAGCUCACACGACAUCAGAGAGUCCAUACUGGCGACAGACCCUAUGAAUGUAAGGACUGCGGGAAGGCGUUCAGUCGUAGCUCAUACCUCAUUCAACAUCAAAGAAUUCAUACAGGCGACAAACCCUACGAAUGUAAGGAAUGUGGGAAGGCCUUUAUUCGUGUUUCACAACUGACUCAUCAUCAGCGAAUCCACACUUGCGAGAAACCCUAUGAAUGCAGGGAGUGUGGAAUGGCCUUUAUUCGUAGUUCACAACUUACCGAACAUCAGAGAAUUCAUCCUGGUAUCAAACCUUACGAAUGUAGAGAGUGUGGGCAGGCAUUUAUUCUUGGUUCACAACUCAUUGAACACUACAGAAUUCAUACUGGUUAAGAAAGCCUCGAGUGUGAGUGAUAAAGAGAAGAAGCCUUUAUGUGGAGUUCACAUCUGGCUCAGUACUAGGUAAUUUUUAAUGUAGUGUAAUUAAUGUCAGAAAACACCUGUCACUUCCAUGCUAGAACAUCAGAAAACUCACACCCAAAGAAAAUUCAAUAAAUGUGGGAAUUCUUUUUGCCUCA